Molecule: messenger RNA, 2444 nt
Organism: Coniophora puteana RWD-64-598 SS2
Lineage: Eukaryota; Fungi; Basidiomycota; Agaricomycetes; Boletales; Coniophoraceae
Exons: 7
Source: RefSeq, a predicted model, not a curated record
ACUUUGUGUCAUAACAUACCAGACCGCACGCCUUUCGAGACCGACUGGCUAUUUGUAGAUCUUAGUCUCGGCGGUCAGUCUGACAUGCGACCACCAGACGUAUAUCAACAGGGCCUGCUCGUCAGGUUUCUUCAGUUCACCACCUGCUCUUCGCUCCAACAUCGCCCUCAGCACACCCACAGCAAAUCUCAUCACCGCCUCAACAUCCAACAAUGUCUCCCAAGUUUAACAACCUACUUGCUGCUGUCUCUGCUGCCCUCGGGCUCGCGUUGGUCAUCGUCCAUCCGCUCGUCACUGAAAUUGGCGUCGGAGCAAUGGUGCUCUACAGAAAGACUUCCAAGGCUCCUCCCGAAGGAGCACACCUUGGAGAAGAAAGUCCCAGUUCUACUGAGACGUCCACGACUUCCGAAAUCGACAACCUCAAGGCGCGGCUCAAGCUCGCCGAGCUCGACGAGCGCAUCAUUGCGACCGAGCUCGGUGCAACCAAGGCACUCAACACUGUCUUGGAAACCGAACUCGCGGCGUUGCGCCCGGCGUUGAAGAUCCAGGCCGACAGGUACCGAGAGCGCGUCAGGAUUCGGGACGAAGAAGUGGAGGCGUUACGAGAGCAAGUGUACGACGCCAACGAGAGGAGGAGGGGCCAGGAGGCUCUCAGGAUGCAGGCGGACCAGCAGAGGGACUACACCCGUCGGGUGGAACACAAGCUGCUGGCUCUUUCCAUCGCAUGGAGCUACUCCGAGCAGAGCAUGGCCGUCCUUCCGCCUCCUCUGUCACUCUCCCUCUCUCCCUCCACCGACAUCCAAGCUCUUCAAACCGCUCUCACCGAGGCCAACCUCAAAGUCGAGGCUCAGACCGACCGUGCUGAGCUAUCCGGACAGGCGCUACAGGCGCUACUUGGUGUCAAUGAGCAGGUCUGCGCACGGAUGGAGGCACUCGAACGCAUGAUAGCAGAGCUGAGGACUGGAAGAUCGAAGGCCUUCAGCGUUCGCGAUCAUCACGCUGCCUCGCCCCUCGCCCCCGUCGCCCUAUCCUCAUUCAAUUCCGUCGUCAACUCUCCCUGCAUUCAUUCUUCAUUGAUCUCGUCCUCGUCUCUCCCCAUCGUUUCCAUGCAUUCUACAUCAGCUCCACCGCUAUCCUCUAUUAUGAUACCUCCCUCUCCUUCCACCCCCGCACUCCCCUUAUCCUCUCCAUCACCUUCGUGCACUAUACCCAUGCACUCCGGUUUCUCUCCAAAGGUUUCCUUCUCAUCUUCAGCCUCCGCGCCUCAUUCCCUCUUAUAUUGCUCCCAUGACCCCGCCGAGAUCGACACUGCUUCACUCAUCGACCACCUCCACCACUUGGACCAGCUCGUCUCGUCGCUCGAGUCGAAGAUUCAGACGCUCGAGUACACCAAUAAAGAGCUCGAGGGCAACCUAGGCGACCAACUCUUCAUCGCCAUGCAGCUCACGGGGAUGAUCUUCUCCAUGGGCCAGGAAGCCGCUGCCAAUGACGGGGAGAUCAACUUCUUCAAGCGCGUUGUUCUCAAGAGGCUUGGCGAGGAGGAGCGAGGAGGUGUGGAGCGGUAUAUCGCGGACAAGAAGAGUCUUCAUGCAUCUCCGCACGUCGUCCUCACCCAGCCCGAGGGUGGGAUUGUACGCGGAGUGGACAAUAUCAGCCGGCUGAUUUCAACACGCAACUCUUUCUAUUUCCCGAUGUCCGCGUCCACUACUUCUGCAUUUGUUGGGUCCAAGCACUUGGCUGUCGACAAUGCCUCAAUAUUCUCCGACGUCGAUCGGCCCAUCGACGAUGGGCCGCUGCUAAAUCUUUGGGACAACGACCCAUCACCCCGCGACGUAUUCUGUGGCCUGGCCAAUUUUUCAUUUGGUGUCGACGUUGACGCAUGCGCCGGAGAGGCGAAGACAGAGGAAGAUCUAUCUGAGGACUCAGUCUAUGUCACUGGUGACAUAUCGUCCAUAUCCCUCUCUUCAAACGAAGAUGAUUCAGAGGACACGACAUCAUCCAGCUCAUCUCUGAUGUCGUUCCCCACUGCUCUGACUUCAUCACGAUCUUCCUCUCCGUCAACCUCUCUAUCAGCAUCUUCGGUGGCUUACCCGGAGGACAAGGGCCCUGGUGUGUGCGCUCACGGGCCAUCGAUACCCAACUCGCUAUCGUCUUGUCGCUCCCUCCUCGCCGUCUCCUCGUCGACCAUCAUACUCGACCGGCUCGCCGAUUUCCAGACGCCAGCGUUCGACGAUGUAGACUGGUUCACCGGGAUGGUGUUCGCAAUCUGGUCUCAGGGUAGUUGCUGGCAGCUGCCCUGACUUCUUUUUGUGUAUUUCCUUUCCCAAUUUGUUCCAUUGCAUUGUUUGAUUCUAUGUCUACGGCAGAGCGAAGAUACUUUUGUCCCACUGAUUGUUGCAUAUAAUUUAGUAUCUCUUAAUUUUAACAAAAUAAAAUCUGAUUUC